Molecule: messenger RNA, 4135 nt
Organism: Silurus meridionalis
Lineage: Eukaryota; Metazoa; Chordata; Actinopteri; Siluriformes; Siluridae
Gene: kcnh8
Product: potassium voltage-gated channel, subfamily H (eag-related), member 8
Exons: 18
Coding region: 1180-3864 (894 amino acids)
Biological process (GO): regulation of membrane potential; potassium ion transmembrane transport
Cellular component (GO): membrane
Molecular function (GO): voltage-gated potassium channel activity
Source: RefSeq, a predicted model, not a curated record
UUCACCAGUGUUUCAUGUUCUUAGAUCUACUGGCUUCGACCCUGCUAUUGUUUAUGACCUUUUCUUUCUGCUUGUUGUAUUUAUUGGAUUUGUUUGCCCCAGGGACUGCCUUUUUGUGAACCGAACCUCAUCGCCUGCUACUAAGUACUGUGUUUGUGGAUUACAUGUUUUGUUUUGAUCCAUUAAACCGCAACAUGAAUUCUACACAACCGGAUUCUAAGUCUACCUCACAGAAUACUUACCAGCUUUCCAGGAAGAAAUGAUUUUGGCUUAUCUGGAGCAGCUAAAGGCUCAUCAGUCUGCUAACAACCACUUUGCUGCAAGCUCUCCGUGCUAUGCUGAACCUCUAAAAUUUAGCAUUACCGAACAAAUUAAUAGCUCCGACAAAUGCUUUUGGGGAUUUCUUUAACGUGUAUUUUGCACAUCGACCGGGGACCUAUGCAGAGGAUUCUGCCAAAUGCUCCCUAUUGCUAAAAUUGCUUUCCGGAAGACACUGCACUGGGCUGCAGCAGUCUGAGAAAACGAUGGAGAGGUACGGAGCUCGUAUGAGCUACCUAUGCCAAACUCCGACUCACAGACAAUCCUAGUGCCCCAGGCCGGACAUGGUUAUUGGCAGAGGAACGCCAGCGACACCUAUGACACCAGCUUUGUUUUUUAUUGUGGACUAGUAAUUGCUGUGCCACCUGCCCAGAAAAACCCAGUCCUCAAACUGUCAAGGUCUCAUAGAUUUUGGAUCCACGGCCAACCUUAUCCACAGCCAGGUGGUCAAAGAUCUUGACCUCUCCAUUGAACCAUGCAUUAUGCCAAUAAGGAUCACUGCAGUGGACAAUAGCCCUAUCAGCCCCGGCUACAUCACUCAUCAUACCAUUCUUAUUUUUCUUUGAUUGGAACUGUUUCAUGUGGAGGAGCUCACUUUGUUUGUUAUAUCUUCUUCUGACAACCUAUUAUAAUUGGAUUUUUCUGGCUCCAAAAGCAUGACCCUGUGAUCUCAUGCUCCUGCAAGGAACUACGUCAGUGGUCUCUGAAUUGUAUCAUAAGAUGCAUGGACAAUAAUAUCAAACUACCCUGCUUCUCUGCAUCGGUCGAAAGUCCCAAAUGGAAUACACCUAUCCAUGUUCCUGAAGAAUAUCGGGACCUGGGAGAGUUUGAUGGGCUCCUCGUUUUUCCCGUGUCGUGAAGAUGCCGGUGAUGAAGGGACUGCUCGCGCCUCAGAACACGUUUCUGGACACCAUCGCGACGCGCUUUGACGGCACACAUAGCAAUUUCAUCUUGGCUAAUGCACAGGUAGCAAAGGGGUUUCCCAUAGUUUACUGUUCAGAUGGCUUCUGUGAGCUCACGGGUUUCACACGCACUGAGGUCAUGCAACAGAGUUGUGCAUGUAAGUUUCUUUAUGGGCCUGAGAGCAGCGAACACACGAUCACGCGUGUGGAUUCUACCCUUGAGAAGCGAAGUGAGCUUAAAGAGGAGAUCGUGUUUUACAAGAAGAAAGGUUGUUUGUUCUGGUGUCUGCUGGAUAUUGUGCCUAUUAAGAAUGAGAAAGGCGAUGUUGUUCUCUUCCUUGCUUCAUUUAAAGACAUCACAGACACCAAGGCAAAAACCAUCCCCAUUGAAAGAAAAAAAGAGUGUCAUCAUGGCCAGAUCAAAGGGUAUCCAUUUAGCACUGCUCGAAUUCGCUCGAACACCGUCCUGUAUCACAUCUCAGGACAUCUCCACAACCGGCAGAAACAAAACAAAAUCAAACUCAACAAGAAUGUUUUUGGUGAUCCUCCAGCUUUGCCGGAAUACAAAGUUGCAGAUGCUAAGAAGUCCAAGUUCAUCCUUCUCCACUUCAGCAGUUUCAAGGCUGGCUGGGAUUGGCUAAUUCUGCUGGCUACUUUCUAUGUGGCUGUGACUGUGCCAUAUAAUGUGUGUUUUAUUGGUGAUGAAGACUUGACCCGCAGCACCACUGUCAGUGACAUUGCUGUGGAGAUCCUUUUUAUCAUUGACAUUGUGCUUAACUUUCGCACUACAUAUGUGAGCACAUCUGGACAAGUAAUUUUUGAGGCACGGCAAAUCUGCAUCCACUACAUGACCACCUGGCUAGUAAUCGACUUGGUGGCCGCACUGCCCUUUGAUCUUCUGUAUGCCUUCAAUGUUAGUGUGGUGUCAGUUGUGCACUUGUUAAAGACUGUACGUUUGCUGCGCCUGUUGCGUCUAUUGCAAAAAAUGGACCGCUACUCCCAGCACAGCACAGUGGUGCUCACCUUACUCAUGUCCAUGUUUGCCCUGCUUGCCCACUGGAUGGCCUGCAUCUGGUACAUCAUUGGAAAAAAGGAAAUGGACAGCAAUGUGCAAACCACCUGGGAUAUAGGUUGGCUGCAUGAGCUGGGAAAACGUUUGGAGAUCCCUUAUACCACAGUGAAUGGCUCAGCUAACAGUGGUCCAAAGUUGCGCAGUGUCUACAUUGCUUCACUUUACUUCACGCUUAGCAGUCUGACCAGUGUGGGCUUCGGGAAUGUCUCUGCUAAUACCGAUGCUGAGAAGAUCUUCUCUAUUUGCAUUAUGCUUAUUGGAGCACUUAUGCAUGCUCUAGUAUUUGGUAAUGUGACAGCUAUCAUUCAGCGCAUAUACUCACGCUGGUCCUCAUACCAUACACGCACUAAAGACCUGAAGGACUUCAUAAGAGUGCACCACCUGCCGCAAAUCCUCAAGCAACGCAUGCUAGAGUACUUCCAGACUACCUGGUCUGUCAACAAUGGCAUCGACUCAAAUGAGCUCCUGAAAGACUUCCCAGAUGAGCUGCGUUCUGACAUUGCCAUGCACCUGAACAAGGAAAUUCUGGAGCUGGCUGUGUUCUCAUCUCUGAGUCGUGGUUGUCUGCGCUCUCUGUCACUGCACAUAAAGACAUCUUUUUGUGCGCCUGGAGAAUACCUAUUGCGGCAAGGAGAUGCACUGCAGGCCCUCUUCUUUGUCUGCUCUGGUUCAAUGGAGGUGCUCAAGGAUGGCAUGGUGCUUGCUAUUCUCGGUAAAGGGGACCUGAUUGGGGCCAACUUGUCUGUGGAAAACUGGGUGAUAAAGACAAGUGCAGACGUGAAAGCACUGACAUAUUGUGAUUUGCAGUGCAUUAAUCUGAGGGGACUGUAUGAGGUGCUGGACCUGUACCCUGAGUACUCCCACCACUUUGUCCAGGACAUCACUCAAGACCUCACCUACAACCUCAGAGAGGGGCAGGAGAUCCAUGUGGAGCGGAGGAGAAAUGGAAGCUUGAGCCAACACAGUGGAACCAUAAAGUCUCAUCAACGUGAAGAACUCUGCAUUCAGCAUAGUGCAGUUACCAUAUCUGACCUCUCUAAUCUCAGUCCCAGGAUUGUUGAUGGUACAGAAGCUAACGAAGAAGCAGUGACAGAGAAUUCUUCAGAGUUCUCUUUCUUUCCUGGUCACCAGACCAGUUCAGCCAACACAACGACCAGCAAAACAGGGGUGGAACUGCACAUUUGCUUAGGGGUACGCAAGAUCAUGGUUGGUGCCCCCAUCUCCCUCACAAAAAAAGGGGGUAUUCAGUUAGCAGCAAAACCAGAAGAGCACAGAGGCCAGUUAGGUCAUCUUGACCAAGAGGCAAUACAUUCCCUUGGACAGGAAGUAGCAGAACUGGGCAGAGUAACAAGACACCUUACCUGUCUCAUCGAGUCAAUGAUGGCUUUGCCACAAACGGGCAAUAUCUUUAGUUCUCUCUCCCCCCAAGGACAUCCCACACAGUUCAUUACUCCUGAAGCACAGGUAUUACCUUGGAUUAACCGACUUCCUUCCCAACAGGGGCAAACUGGCUUAUCCUCUCCAGGACAUGGAACAGUCACAGCACAGAACUCUAGAUAUUUUAUACACUGAUGCCAUGGCUAUUUUAAAAACUUCUCCUUGGUUCUGUUUUCCCAAUCGGACAUUCAUAGCUUUAGUACCCUAAAAAGCAGAUCCCAAAGCCUGAAAAAUGUACCUAAACCCACCACUGGAGCAUUACUUUUGUGCUGCACAACAAGUCCCUUCGGAUUUGUAGCAACAAAAUGGACAAUAUCCAGGUAAUCCUAAGUGAACCCAUGAAGCAUAUGAACCAUUGUGUGAGCAUGAAGCAUGUGAAUUAUUGAAAUUAAAACAAAUAAUGGUG